This is a messenger RNA of Cadophora gregata, 1656 nucleotides long. RefSeq lists its product as uncharacterized. The coding region runs from base 165 to 1187 and encodes 340 amino acids. The record is from RefSeq and is a predicted model, not a curated record. Gene Ontology annotation, cellular component: membrane. The transcript is spliced from 5 exons. NCBI's taxonomy places the organism in Eukaryota, Fungi, Ascomycota, Leotiomycetes, Helotiales, Ploettnerulaceae. Gene Ontology annotation, molecular function: sucrose:proton symporter activity.
GUCUGGCUCAUGUUAUUGGUACAAUAAUAAGUUAGAAUGUUUUCCGAAUGCAACUUCUCUUGUUUCGGCUAGAAGGAGCCUCCUUCAGCCCAUCAGUGUCCUUAGCUUUGUUACCAAAAAAUAAGUUAUGAGUACAUUGUCAUGCUACGAUUGAGAAAUCAAAAAUGGAUCGCGAAUCCGUUGAUAUCCCACUAGAUCAAUCAUUGCUGUCACGAGACUCUGAAGAUGCCGCCGACUAUUCUGCGGAUGAUGGGUUCCUUGACGUUGACAAAGCCACAUUGAGCCAGUUUUCGAUAUUCAUGCUCACAACCGGGCUAGGAGGUCUUCAACUAAUCUUUGCCACUGAAUAUUCUUGUGGUACUCCUUAUCUACUAUCGCUAGGCCUCACAAAGUCUGCAGUGUCCCUCAUCUGGAUAUCCGGGCCACUCGCCGGCGCAGUCGUACAGCCAUACUGUGGCUUUCUGAGCGAUCGUUGUCGUCACUCUUGGGGACCUCGAAGGCCUUAUAUUGUCGCGGGCAGCUUUUCGGCAAUAGUUUCUCUGUUAUUUUUUGCGUGGUCUGCAGAUAUUGUGCGUAUCCUGCUGGAAUAUCUGCCGUCCCAAGUGUUUGAGAACACCGAAGUGGUUUUCUAUGCUACAACUACAUUCGCAGUAUUCUGGCUUAGCGUCUUGAAUGUGGCCAUUCAGCUUAUUCAGGGUGGCCUACGCUCCUUGAUAGCAGAGAACUGUCCAUCUAAUCAACAAGAGCAAGCCAAUGCAUGGGCAAGCCGGGUAAUCCAAGCCGGGAAUGUAUUUGGCUACAGCACCAACUUCGUCAAUCUUCCACAUUUUCUCCCAUGGGUCGGCCAAACACAGCUUCAAGCAUUAGCUGCGAUUACUUCUUGCACCCUGGUUGCUACAACAAUAUCCUCUUGUUGGUCAGUUCAAGAAAAGGUCCUCAGCAGCGAUGAAAUAACGGUUGUCAAAUCUCAUAGCCCUUUGAGCCAUUUCAAGCAACAUUUCAAAUUGCGAAGAGUCUCUCCCCAAGGAUUCGACGUGUUUUUAAAGUACAAUUUCUGGUCUGGAUCGCCUGGGCUCCUUUUUAUCUGUAUAUCACGACAUAUAUUGGGGAGAUGUAUCUGGUCUCUGAAUCCUCUCCAACCAAGCCAUUCAAAUAUUCAGAACAACAAACUCGUUGGGGUGACAUGACAAGACGUGCCUCACUUUCGAUGCUCGGAUUUUCAGUUUCCUCGCUUUUCACGAGCAUUGUUUUACCGUUAAUGGUACGGACGACUAGGAAAGGGUGCAAUAUUUAUUUCGUCUGGGCAUUCUCGAUAGCUCUACUCACGGUUUGUUUGUUCUCGUUAUCGUUUAUGAAAAAUCCAUUAGAAGCGAGUAUUAUCGUUACUUUUGUGGGAUCUAGCUGGGCCGUGUCGAGCUGGGUCCCUUUUGCCAUUAUUAGCGAAGAUAUUGCAAGAAGGAAUUGCUGUUACGACGAAGACCCCGCGUAUUUCCUGGCUGUCAAUACAGGGACGAUUAUGGGAUUUCAUAACAUGGCAAUAGCAGCGCCUCAGCUUGUGGCUGCAUUUGUAAGCUGGGGAAUAUUUGGUGCGUUAGGAAACAAUGGCGGGCAACCAGAUGGAGAGAGUAUUCGUUGGAUAUUUUCUUGUGCAGGCUG